Messenger RNA from Oncorhynchus nerka (sockeye salmon), 2525 nucleotides. It is a transcript of the gene commd2, whose product is annotated as COMM domain containing 2. The transcript is spliced from 5 exons. Bases 160 to 762 code for a protein of 200 amino acids. Lineage: Eukaryota; Metazoa; Chordata; Actinopteri; Salmoniformes; Salmonidae. The record is from RefSeq and is a predicted model, not a curated record.
UUGUUUCUUUCGAAUUGUAUGGGCUGUAGAAUUUUGAUCCUGGUGGUCAUGUGAUUUUGAUCAGCCUAGUUAGCUAACUGAUAAAAGUCAACAUUUCAUUCUGUAGUAGGUACAUUUUGUCGACUUUGCACAAUAAGAGUUAGACUAUAACUUAUAAUAAUGCUGUUGGUGUUAUCUGACGAACAUAAGGAGCACCUGGGGUUUCUGCCAGAGGUGGACUCUGCGGUGGUUGGUGAAUUUGGACGAAUAGCGGUUGAGUUCCUGCGAAAGGGAACAAACCCUAAGAUCUAUGAGGGUGCUGCCAGGAAGCUGAGUGUUGACGCAGAGACCGUACAGCAUGGUGUGGAGGGACUCAUGUACCUGCUCACCGAGAGCUCCAAACUCAUGAUCUCUGAGGUGGACUUUCAGGACUCAGUGCUGGUGCUGGGCUUCACCGAGGAGCUGAACCACCUGCUGCAGCAGCUCUACCUGGAAAACAGGAAGGAGAUCCGACACAUCCUGGGUGAACUCACCCCCUCACUGCCACACUACCACAACCUGGAGUGGAGGCUGGACGUUCAGCUGGCUAGUCGUGCCCUCCGGCAGCAGAUUAAGCCUACAGUGACUAUGAAGCUGCACCUGGAGGAGAGUGGAGGUGAUAAGAGCGCUAAGGUACUACAGACUGACCCUGCCACCCUGAUGCACCUCAUCCAGGAGCUGGAGAAAGCCCUAGCUGAGCUCAAGACCACACAUUGCCGCAGGAUCCUACGCAACAUCAAAUAGGGACCUCCGACUGACACAACUAUUGUCCGUUAUUGAACUGGGACAUCACUGAUCUGGACGCGUGCAACAUCAAAUCCUUUGGACACGGAUUCCUGUGCAACAUCAAACAGGGUUCUAUUCCUUGACCCCGGAACCCUAUGUAAGAGCAAAUAGGGUCCCCCCUGACAUGAAAUUAUUUCUCACUUUGAAUUGAGCUCUGCCAGCAGAGGGCGCUACAGCUUACCCUGCAUCAGGAAUAGCAGGGAUAGGAGAUGGGCCACUAUCACAUAGGAUAAAACUUUGUUGCCUGAAGUGCUUAUGUCUCCUUGUCUCCUUUUUAACUUUCUGUUUGGAUUAAGACCCGUAGCCACAGAGUGUCUUGGAGUAGGAGGGCUGAUCUAGGAUCAGUUUAGCCUUUUAGAUCAUAAUGAAUCAGAUUUAUAUGGACAGAUCCUAGAUCAGCUCUCCUACUUUGAGACGCUUUGUGGACACAGGCCCUGGGAGAGCUGAUCAGGAAAAGUGAAAUAAAAAUGGCAGAGGCCACCUGGGGUAUGCUAUCACCUGUGCAGUUUUAUUCCGAUCGGGGAGGGAGAUGAUAAUGUUGAAUGUUGAGGUUACUGAUUGAUAUUUUCUAACCUUGUGGAAACACAGCACUUGGCAAAAGCCCUCAGUCGUUAAUCAUGCAGUGCUUUUGCAUUCAAUUUCUUUGAUCAUUGAAUUUGUUCACCUUCACAUGUAAAAGUGUUAAUUGUAUUUUAUAUCACGUUUUUUUGUGCUAACAUUUUUUUUUGGGGGGGGUAGUCUUGAUUCUUUUCACGGACCAAUUGACCCUUUGCUAAGCCCUGCCCCAGAAUGUUGGGCAACCAAUCGCAUCACUCAACUGGAUAGCAACUGUCAUCAUGUCCGACUCGGACAAGCUCCGGUUUAAAUCACAUGAAAUCCAGUGAGGACUAUGGGAAAAAACAAACAGUUUUCUUUAAAAAACAACAUUUUGCCAAAAUGGCUAAAUAACUGAACAGUGCAGCAGGAGUACUUGAUACUGUGAUUCCUGAAAGAGCCUGUUGAUGGAGUGUUUUUCAAAUCUGAAAUUAUACUAAUACCAUUGCUAGUUCAGCUGGGUAGCAAACUCUGUCUCAUUGGUCACCAAAAUGUAGCUGACGCUAGCUAGCCACUUAAUAUAACUUGUUUUCUCAAUGUAUGUUAGCUAGCCAAGUUAGCAAUGUUAUGAAUACAACUCCUAUCUGGUCUCGACAUCAGGAUAUGAUUUGAAAGCGCUAGUUGGCUCCAAAGGGGGUUAUAGUUUUGACUGCAUGUUGACAGUGAAUUCAAAGCCUUUCAGUGGCUAGCUGCACCACUAGCAUAAUUUUAUCAGGUUCUCAGGAAACAAUUGUAAUGACAGUCCCACUACAACAUACCCAAGAGUUUCCUGAUUAGCAAAUGUUUAUUUUCAUUAUGUAUUAGAAAACACAGUUUGAGAUCAUUGUGAGGGGAUGUCGUCAGUGGUUGAAUGGGGAAUUGGACGGCACUGGAAAAUGUUUUCCGAUGUUGCAACAGUAACCAAGGAGGGGGCGGGCAUAGAGAAGGGUCAAUUAUGGAGGACGGUGAGAGAACACUGCACUGUAUAAUGUAGAGGAUUCAGAAUGUGUUCUUUCUGUUAUACAUCAAGUGUUAAUUUUUUGUUUUACUUCUGCAUGUCUGACUAAUGUAUUCUUCUAGGAUUUCUGAUGAUUUUUGAGUGGCUGAAUGUUACUUUGAAUUUUAUAAAGCAAAGAAGUUAAAAGGUU